This is a messenger RNA of Racocetra fulgida, 1911 nucleotides long. NCBI's taxonomy places the organism in Eukaryota, Fungi, Glomeromycota, Glomeromycetes, Diversisporales, Gigasporaceae. The record is from the annotation of a GenBank genome assembly.
AUGAAUGAUGUGUCAAUAGAUACAUUUAAACUAAAUUAUUUUAAAAGAUACAUAUAUACUACUGAAAUUUCUUUAUCUGAAUUAGAUGAUAUUAAAAUUUUGGAAUUUUUAGUAGAAACAGAUAGGUUACUUCUUAAUGAAGAAAUUAAUGACAAAUUAUUUCCUUUUGUACAUCAAAAUUUGGAAGAAUUAAUACAAAGUGAUGCGUUUAAAGUAUUACAAAUUGUUUUUAAAUAUGACAUAUUCGAGUCAUUCCGCGAACCAUGUCUUAAGCUUAUAUGCGCUAAUCCAAGUGUUAUAUUCGAACAUUCCAAGUUUACUCAGCUAGAUUCACAUAUUCUAGCACUCAUAUUGCAACUGGAUGAUUUAGGAAAAUUGAGCGAAGUUAGCAUUUUAAAUUACUUAAUCAAAUGGGGAAUUGCCCAAAUUUCAGAUACCAUUCAAGAAAAAAACAUGGAAUAUUGGCAAGAAAAAGAUUACAUUAUAUUUCGAAAGACUAUUCAUGAAUUUUUUCCUUUAAUUCGCUGGUUUCGAAUCUCAAAAAAAGAAUUUAAAGAAAAAAGGCAACUUCUUAAAAAUAUUUUAUCUGAAGAUUUAUUUAAUAAAAUUUUAAAACUCAUAAUGAUGACCGAUGAACUAAAAAUUCAAAAGGAUAUUAAUGAUAUAUUAUCAAGAGAUAACAUUGUAAAGGCCAUUCUUGCCAAAUUUGAUAGUGCUGAAGUAUUAGAAAUCAUAGAGAAAUCUGAAGAACUACAACUUCAGGAAGCAAUUUCUGCUUCACUAUCGAAAAAGGAACUUUCCAAUAUAAUCAUACACAAAUUUAAUGCAAAUGAUAUUUUAAAGUUCGUGAAAAUAUCAAUCAAAUCUAGAAAAGCUAUUGAUGAUUUAUUAACAAGCUAUGAUUUUAUUAAAUAUGCUCUUGAUAAAUUGAGUAUUGAACAAUUUCUACAAUUCAUGCAAACAGCUGCCGAGCUGCCAACUAGAGUAACUAUUGAUAAACUAUUUUCAAAUACAGAUACAAACCUUAAGACAAACCUUAAGACAAACCUUGAACUCAUUACAACCAGAUUUCAAGGUGCUGAAGUUUUGCGCAUAUUGGUUGAAACUAAUGCUUUGCAACUUCAAAAUUCCUUCUCUAGCAUGACAUCUUAUGUGGAUCAAAAUUUAGACAAUCUUUUCCAAAAUGACGCACUUAUUCAAUUAGAUCCUUCUAUUUUAAUCCUUAUAUUGCAACGUGAUGAUAUGGGAAAAUUAGAUGAGAAGACAAUUUGUGACUAUUUAAUUAAAUGGGGUACUGCUCAAAAUAAAACAACUCAAAAGAACAUGAAAACCUGGACAAGUCAUGAUUACAAGAUCUUUGAGAGGGCUAUCCACGAAUUUAUUCCUUUAAUUCGUUGGUUCAACAUAUCGGCGGAAGAUUUUAAUAAAAACAAUAUACUUUUUGAAAACGUUCUACCAAAUAACUUAUAUCAAAAUAUUGUAGAUUAUUAUCUUGACCCUAGCUCACCACCAAAGGAGGCAAAUAUUUUGCCAUCAAGAUAUGAACCAUUCACAUUCCUUCUUAAACCACGACACUUUAAAAUUUUUGAAAGUUGGAUUGAAGAAGCUGAUCAAAAUGAUAAGAAAAAUAAAAAUCUUUUACACAAAUUUUUUAGUUCAAAUAAUUUGAAUACAAAUGAAAAGAAAGAAUAUUCUGGAAAAACAACCUUAAAUACGAAGCCAAAACAUUUUUCGAAUAACAAUCUCUAUGAUUUUGUUCUUCUUUAUCGUGGAAAGGAAAAUGAUUUCAAAGCAGAGAAAUUUCAUAAGUUAUGUGACAAUCAAGGUCCAACUUUGACAAUUGUAAAACUUACUGAUCAACGUCUAUUUGGUGAAAAUCAAAAUUUGCGCGCGUUAAAAAGAAUUCAUUAG